UUUCACGACUGACAUUAUGAGGGUUUACUGUGUAUCAAUUAUUAUUGUAAAUUUUUACUAAUUAUUAUUUAUAGCUAGUUAAGAUUAAACCUUUCUUAAUCAGUUCUCCUUAUUACAUGUUUACUUACAGAAUUGGUGGAAUGUUACAAGUUGAAUGAAUGAGAAUUCUUGUUUAGUCUUCAAAAGCUAUUUAACCAGCCUACCACUGGUUACAAUAGAUACAUAUCGAUUCCAAGUCCCGAUUUGCGUUAAUUUGUGGCCGAAUUUCGUCUAACAAAUCUGCUCGUAUUUUUGUAAGCUGCUGUACAAAAUCGUUAAUUUCUUGUGGCUUCAUUAUUUUUAUUUAAAUGAGAUUGCAAGAGUGAUUUUACGCGCUUGCAAUAUCAAUUUGAAAGGUGGUGAAUCUCAUGUCACUAUUGCAUAACAAGCUAAUCAUUUCAUUGAAAGGUUUAUUGUAGGAUGACCAAAUAUUCCAGAAGAUAUGGAAUAUAUAUUUUUAUCGCGUUGACAAUACUUUUAAUACAAUUCUUCUUAGCUUUGUCGUUCUACUCGUCUAACCAAUUUGAGGAAAAUUUUUUGCUAGAAGGCAAAUUCAAGAAAAAUUCUCAAACAAAUGAUAAAAGAUUGUCGUUUGGAACUCCAACAAAUUCAAUUGAAUCUAGAUCAUGGAAAAAUAGUCAUUCAAACAAACCAUCUGAUAUCUCCGACCAUUCCUCACAAUCUCGAGCAGCUUUCAAUUCUCUGGUCAGCAAAAAUGUCAAGUCCAAAAGUAAAUUAGAUAUUGGAAGCCUUGACUUCAUUCCAAAUUGUACAAUUAUUCUCAAAGAUGCCAUUCACGCCAUCAAAAGGGCUCGAACAAAUUAUUGUAAGAAAGAGCUUGCAGAUAUUGCUUGUCAACUGCAAUCAGAAGAAUUAUUUCCAAAGUAUUUACCACAAUUCUGUCCAAAUCGAAAUGUAAAGAAAAAGAACUCGGUUGAAGAUGCUGAUCCGAAUCAAAAAUCCGUUCGUAUCGCAUUUCUUUUAACAUUCAAUGGACGUUCUGUUCGCCAAAUUACCCGUCUGAUUAAAGCGAUAUAUAGUCAUCGCCAUAUUUACUUCAUCCAUAUCGAUAAGCGUUUAAAUUACCUUUUUGAAGAACUACUCGUCUUAGAGACUUUACCGAAUAUCCAUUUAUCACGUAAUCGUCUUUCCACUAUCUGGGGAGGAGCUAGUCUUCUGGAAAUGCUAAUUAAUAGUUUUAAUGAGCUUUUGCAUCACAAAAACUGGGAUUAUCUAAUCAAUCUUAGUGAAAGUGAUUUUCCUAUCAAGCCUCUUCAAAGAUUGGAAAAUUUUCUUGCAGCCAAUUAUGGUCACAAUUUUGUUAAAUCUCAUGGUCAAGAUCCACAAAGAUUUUUAAUAAAACAAGGAUUAGAUAAAACAUUUCAUCAAUGUGAUGAUCACAUGUGGCGAUUGGGAGAUCGCAAAAUUCCUGAAGGAAUAGAAGUUGAUGGUGGUAGCGAUUGGGUAGCUUUAACUCGUGACUUUUGCCAAUAUAUUGUUGAUAAUGAUGAUGAACUUCUCAAAGGAUUGCGUACCUUUUUUAAAUACACUCUUUUACCAGCCGAAACAUUUUUUCAUACAGUCCUUCGCAAUAGUGCUUUUUGUGAUACAAUCAUUGAUAACAACUUACACAUAACCAACUGGAGAAGAAGUCAAGGUUGUAAAUGUCAAUACCGACAUAUCGUUGAUUGGUGUGGUUGUUCACCAAAUGAUUUUAGACUCGAGGAUUGGUCUAGAAUUGUAGAUAGUUUAGAGAAGCCACUAUUUUUCGCAAGGAAAUUCGAGCCGGCAGUCAAUCAGGAGAUAAUCAAUCGCAUUGAAAUGUUAAUCUCAAAGAAACAAGUUAAAGUUGGCCAAUUGAGUUACGAUAAGUACUGGCAAAACGAUUUUCAUCAUAAAUUUGAUUACAACGAUGAUGCAAAAGUCAGCUUUUAUUAUCUUCUCGGAUUACUUGGAAAAUCGUUUGUUUACAAAAUUUGCUCUGAAACGAAAAUUCCGUCUGACCAAUUACUUUCUACCAUUGAAGUAAAACAAGCUCACCUAUUUUUCGAGAACGAUUCUUUCAAAGGCCUCCUGCUCACAUUCAUUGAUUUAAUUGCUGAGAAAAAUUCGGCUGCUUUUUAUGAAAUUUAUGCACAACCUGUAGCACAUUCCAAUCCUGUUGGACAGCAGAUAAGUCCAGAAAUAAAGUUAAUCUCCGCUAAGGUUUGCAGUGAUUAUGAUAUGAAAGAACAGAUUUUCCGUAAUUUUGCCUGUACUUUACAUCCUUUUUCUGAAAUUGGAGUCAAUCAUAAAUGGUCAUCAGAUGGAAAGACUAAUUUUUCAGUUUCAUUUGUCUGGAUUGAUCCAGUUGAACAUGUUGCAGGCUCAUUUGAAGUACAAAUUGAAUGGCCUCAUCAAGCCAAGAACAAUCAACAAACAAUAACUCUUUAUCACAAACCAAAUUUUAAUCAUCCUUUGCGUCCAGGUACUUGGAAGUUAAGUAUCCUUUACAAAUGGAAACCAAUUUUGGAGAUGAAAUUUCUCGUGCUGCCAUACAUAUUUGAAAAAGGCCUUUUUUUGGACAAAACUUCAGCUUCAAAUUUACAUAAUGGGCCAGUUGCCGGAAAAUAUCUUGAUCAUAAUUUUACAGCAGUUGAAAGACUUCUUAAACUUCGUACUAACCCAUCAACCCUCGAUUCCCAAGCAACACUUAAUUCACAAAAAACAAACGGUCAGCUUAUUGACUGGUCAUUGGAGCUUUUAGAAAACUUUUGGACUAUUUAUGAUGUCUGUUUAGUCAACAAAUUAUCUACAUGCCAAAGAGCUAAGAUUAAUUCGUGCCAAUCAACUCCAUGGAGUUCAUUUUAUCCUGAUCUAAAGUCAAAAUUAAUUUAAUGAAUAUCAUUAUUCGCAAUACAUACCAUGUCUGGUUCGAGUCAGUAUAUUUUCUGCCAAGCAAACACUGACUCAGUGCCUUUUCAAUUUUACAAAACUCUAAAUGAUGAAAAAUGUUACAAACUUCAAUUUCAAUUUCAUCACUAAACUAGCUCAUUUUACAUAAUUAUUAACUAAUUUGUAUUUACUAUCAAGUUGAUAUGUUUAAAAAACUAUUCGUCCUUAAAUAAAAAAAUCUCAAGCAUUUA
This is a messenger RNA of Tetranychus urticae (two-spotted spider mite), 3164 nucleotides long. It is a transcript of the gene oxt, whose product is annotated as Xylosyltransferase oxt. Lineage: Eukaryota; Metazoa; Arthropoda; Arachnida; Trombidiformes; Tetranychidae. Gene Ontology annotation, cellular component: membrane. The record is from RefSeq and is a predicted model, not a curated record. Gene Ontology annotation, biological process: heparan sulfate proteoglycan biosynthetic process; chondroitin sulfate proteoglycan biosynthetic process. Gene Ontology annotation, molecular function: protein xylosyltransferase activity.